AAUAUUAUCGACUCACCUUUAGUCCGUUCACGAAUCUUCUUUCUUAUCGUGCCGAGUACAAAAAUUAUGCAAUUCUUCCAAUAUUUUAUCAUCGCACGAUGGAAAUUUGCACCCGAAAGUCUUAUCUCGAGCCGUUUGUCUAUAAAAGAAUUGAUUUUUUGCUGCCCCGUCAUCAGUUUGUGAUCCAACGCAGGAAAUUUCGCAUCAAAAUGGUCUCGUACGAAGAUAUUUUUGCCAAAAUUGAGGCUCACAUGAAGAAAGCCGAUCCAGCAGCGCCUCGCAAGCAUCCUUAUUCCUUUUCUUUCAAAAUUACCAAGGAUGGAAAAGUUGUGAAAGUUUAUUUUGUUGACUUGAAAAAUCUUAAAUUCGCUGUUGGAGAACAAGCUGCUGAUUGUACGAUCACAUUGGAUCACGAAAUAAUGGUGAAAGUUGGAACAGGCGCAAUGAAGGCAAGUGAGGCUUUGAGCAAAGAUUUGGUUCAAAUUGAUGGACAAGUUGAAUUGGCAAUGGCUUUGGAACAAUUUAUCUCCCAAAUGAAUGCUUAA
This is a messenger RNA of Culicoides brevitarsis, 545 nucleotides long. RefSeq lists its product as uncharacterized. Lineage: Eukaryota; Metazoa; Arthropoda; Insecta; Diptera; Ceratopogonidae. Bases 99 to 545 code for a protein of 148 amino acids. The record is from RefSeq and is a predicted model, not a curated record. Gene Ontology annotation, cellular component: cytosol. The transcript is spliced from 2 exons.